This is a messenger RNA of Panicum hallii, 929 nucleotides long. Its product is annotated as protein yippee-like At3g08990. The record is from RefSeq and is a predicted model, not a curated record. Gene Ontology annotation, cellular component: ubiquitin ligase complex. NCBI's taxonomy places the organism in Eukaryota, Viridiplantae, Streptophyta, Magnoliopsida, Poales, Poaceae. The transcript has 5 exons. The coding region runs from base 333 to 683 and encodes 116 amino acids.
CUUGAUCGCGUGUUGCUGCGCGAGUCCCUGCAGAGAGGCACCGAAUUAUUUUGGGCUACCCAAUUACCCACCAGGGCAUCCAAAGUUGAACCAAAAAGUUACUGGGUAGUUGGGUUGACCCAACAAAACCUGCACCCCGAAUUCUAGUGCAUAUUUUCUUCUGUCUUUUCGUGCUGGACUCUACUGUGACGAUGGCGGCCUCUCUAAGUCCACGGCUCGGGGCACCAUCAGCUUAAGAGCAAACGAUCGAGGUCUUCGCUGGGAUUGCCAACCACUCCGUCCUCCAGACUCCGAUCCAGUUCCCCCGAUCACAGAGCUAGUGACCUCGCCCGAUGGAUUGCGGCAGGGGCACGCCGAUCCUCGAGCUCGACGACGCGCACGGCAACGUCUACCGCUGCAAGCACUGCCGCACCCACCUAGCUCUCGCCGACGACAUCGUCUCCAAGGAUUUCUACUGCAAGGACGGGAAGGCUUACCUCUUCGAUAAGGUUGUGAACGUGAGUGUUGGAGAAAAAGAGGAUCGUAUGAUGCUCACAGGGAUGCAUACCGUUUCUGACAUCUUUUGUGUCCGCUGCGCAGUGAUUCUUGGAUGGAAAUAUGAGGUUGCGUUUGAGAGGACCCAGAAGUACAAGGAAGGGAAAUUUAUUCUGUCCAGCAGGGAUCAGCUGCUGGGGCCUGAAUGAAGCCAUUGUCAGGUUCCACAAGAUGCUCAGUAAUGUGGAUCGACUAGGACGACUCGAAUGGUGUAUCAAUAAUGAACUACUGCAAUUCGACAAGAUCAAACUUGUGUAACACUAGGUAACCGACUCCCGUGCUGUGUGAUGUACUUGUUGAUGGACCAAUGAUGGGUAUUAUGCGUUUGUGUUUCUGUUUGUGUUGUGAUAGUAUGUUGCUUUGACACCAGAUUUCGAUGGUCAGAGCAAAGAGUA